AAAGUGCGCAGCAAGGUGGGGCGCAAGCUACCGCCGCCGUCCAACGAGACCAAGACCACCGUCAAGGCCAAGACCAUCGUGCUACCGGGCCAAAAGCUGCUGGACGACCGGUCGCAGGCGGCGGUAUCACAGCGAGGCCACACGCUGCCGGAGCUGCUCGCCCAGUCCGGCCACUACAGCGACAAGGUUCGGCAAGAGUCGCUCGUUCGCCUGCGCGAGCUGCUGGCAGCCAAUCCCGAUGAGCUGAGGCGCCAUGCUGGCACCAUCCUCGCCAAGCUGGCGCCACGCAUUGCUGACGUGGACAAGAAGACGAGAGACUCCCUCCUGCUGCUGAUGCGUUCCGUGCUCUUUCCGACCAUGCAGCCCGAGGUGCGGUUCGGUGCAUGCAGCCUGGGUUGUGGUGCGGGGCGAAGGGGGGUUAAUGUGACGGGGUUGGGAGGGAUGGGGGAGUGGGGCAUAGGUAUGUGGGGGAUGGGACUUGAGCGCAUGGCGCCAUUCUUCACGCUGCUGAUGGGCCACGUGGGCUGUGCCAUGACCCACGUGGCGCCGGACAUCCGCCAUGCCGCGCUGCCAUUCCUGUCAGCGCUGCUCGCCCACUACCCCUCGCUCUUCCGCUCCUCCUCCACCGCCCAGGUGCUCCUCGCCCUCCCGUCGCCUCCCCUCGCCCCUCCUCCCUGCCAUGCCCCUCGGGGAUCACUGUCCUCCUCUCCUACUCGUCUCGCCCCCUCACUCCUCGGCCACUCUCGUGACCCACACCACACUCCAGCACGCUCCCCUCAACGUGAAUCGCUCAUCUGGAACCGCUGCCUCACAGCCAUAUGUCACUAUCUGUUUCGCCGCUCUCUCACAUUCUCUGUCACGCCAGUUUUUCCAUUCACGUUCUUCCCCGCCUCCACUCCAUCCCUCCCAUCCACCCGGCCCCAUCUGUCCCCACCCCUGCCUCCCCAUGCCCCUGCCUGCUCGACGAUCAUCUCCCCUCCCCGCGUGCAGGUGGUGGCGCAUUUCACUGACAUGCUGGCCCUCGCCUCGCCCUCUGCGCGCUCCUUCCCCGCCCUCGCCACCACCCUCUCUGCCCUCACCUCCUUCCUCUCCACCGCCUUCCCCCACACCUCCCCCUCCCCCUCCUCUUCCACCGCCGUUGCUCCAUCCCCCUCCGCCCUCACCUCCUCGCCCUCCCUCAACCCCCCUGGCUCCGCCCUGCCUCUCCCCACCUCCCCCUUCACGCACCCGCUCCCCACUCUCUCCGCCCCGCCCCCCCCUGCCACCACCUCGUCCGCCCCCUCCCCACCUUCCGCCUGCGCGCCCCCAGGGGAGUACAGCUGGCGCCUGGGUGUGCGCCUGCAGCGCGCCCCUCUGCUCUCCGCCCUCCCCGCCCCUUCCAACUCCUCCUUCUCCUCCUUCCCCUCCUCCCCUUCGCCCCUACUUUCGGGAUUCGCGCCAACCAACCCCUCCGGAUGCCAGUCAUUCAACUCCAUCUUUCCGCACAUGCCUGAAGCUGCAGGCGCAGCAGUGCCAGCUCAGCACCAGCAACUCCAACCGCACCAUCAGCACCACCAGCAGCAACAUCAAAAUCAGCAGCAGCAGGGGGCCUACGGGGACGCGCUGUCACGGGUGCUGCACAAGCUGGGCACCGCCUUCCCUCUGCACGCCCCUGCUGGCCUCGCCGCUGCUCGCGCCAAGGGCACCAAGGGCAGCAACGGUACCGCCGGUGGGGCAGCAGCGGCAGGUGGAGGGCAGCAGAGGGAGGUGGGCGAGCAGCUGGCGAUGCUCAACGUGCUGCUCGCUGAAUGCCUCUCGCUCUUCCUCCCUGCCUCCGCUGCUGCUGCUGCUGCUGCUGGGUCCGGUGCUGCUGGUGGUGGGGGGCGUGCGGGGAAGAGGAGGAGGGACGCGCGGCGGGAGGGGAGGGAGGGAAUGUUGGGGGAUGAGGGGGGGAAGAGCAGGGGGGCGGGGAGGGGAGCGGUGAAGGGAGAGGCGCGGGGGAGGUUGCUUGAAGGGAGCAGAUUUGUGAUUCGGAUGAGCGGGGGGAGAGGGGAUGGGGGAGGAAGGGAAGGAGGGAGCAAAGCCAACAAGGGGAAGAAGGGUGGACGGGAGAGCGAGCGGGGGAGGGGAGAUACGGGCGAUGGUGAGGAAGCAGAGGAGGGAGGGGACGAGGGGGGGGAAGAGGCGGAGGAGGAGGAGGAGGAGGAGGAGGCGAGGGAGGAGGCGUGGGUAGGCAGGUUGUAUGAUUUCAUGGAAGGCGCGAUGGAGGGCAAGCUCCUCCCUGCUCCAACCGCUUCUCCAAUCCUCUCACGCCAUGUUAGCGAGUCCCUUAUCCGCCGCCUCCUCCCGCUCCUGCCUACCCAACUCCAUUACGCCCCCUCGGCCGCCCGCCGCGCCUCGCUGCUGGGCGGCUUCUCUCGUCUCUUCUCCGUGUCGCCCGCCCGCAGCGCCACUCGGGCUGCGUGCCUAGAUGUGAUGUUCGGGCUGCUGCAACAACAGGCGAUGGUGUUGCGCAUCUUCUUCCGCAUCGCCUCCAUCUCUCCACCGCCCUCCUCAUCCUCGCCCCCCUCCGCCUCCUCAUCGUCCCUAUCAGAUCACAUCAGCAGUGUGCAGCCGCUGCUCGUGCCCUUCUUUGCCGCCUCCAUUGCUGCUCGCCCUGCCGCACCACACGCACCAGCCCCAUCACCAGCAGCAGCAGCUCCAGCAGCAGCAGCAGCGGAGGAGGCAGCAGGGGGGCAUCGGCUGGUGGUGGGGCCGUUCCUGCUGCUACCGGCGCCCCUGCAGGCGCUCUCCCUGGACCUGCUGCUCUGCUUCCCCCGCCUCUCCCUCCCCCUCCUGCAGUCCCUUGCCGUCUGCUGCAUCGCCUCCCACUCGCUAAAUUCGCACUCGUUAGAGUCACAAACACAGCAACAGCAGCAUGAGGGGCAAGGCAUCGGGCAGGACGCAUCUGCAGCAGCAGCAGCGGUGCCACGUGGCAUGCGGUGGUUGGCGGGGAGGGCAGUGGAGGUGGUGGGGGCGGCACACAGGAGGGGCGCAGUGGGCUUGGCAGAGUACCUUGGCUUCCUGGUCUCGCUGCUGCUCGCCCGCACUCGUGCCCACUCCCACCUGGACAUCACCGCUGCGUUCCAAGGGCGAGUGAGGCGGCACGAGGAGGCGGAGAGGCAGCACCACCACCGCCACAGCCACACAGACCACGCGGAGCCCAAGGGUGAAGUGAAGGGCUCUCCACCGUCGGAUCUUCCUCGGAGCAAAUCAAUGGGGUCGAGAUGGUUCCUGGAAGAUUCUUCCGGGUUGUGUCGCGAGAUAUGGGAGCGGGAGACGGCGGUGGGGGCAGUGUGUGCGGCGCUGGUGCAUGUGCCCGUGGGAGGCAGUGUGGGGGGUGGAGGGGGCGUGGGGGGGCAGGCAGGGGCGUUGAUGGACGGAGCAGCAGUGUUGGACCUCGUCUCACAGCCACUGGCUGCUGCCCUCGUGAAUUCCAUUCCAAAUAGGCACAUCCCGUCCACCUCCCCCCCUCUCCCUCCUACCCCCCCUCUUCCUCCUUCCCGUCCUCUCCCCCCUUCCCCUACUCCCCCUCCUUCCCCUCCUCCCCCUCAUAUCUCUCUUUCCUCCUCUCCCUCCAUUCCCCCUUUCCACAUGCUUGUGCCCCCCACAGAGCGGCCCCACCACCUCCCCAGCAUGUCUGUAGGCCAUCUUCAGUGCUGUCGAGGCCUGCUCUCAACAGUCUCUCACCCAUUUUUCCUUCCUCAUCCCCCCCUCUCUUGGCCCCCACAGAGCGACCCCACCACCUCUCCGCCAUGCCUCUACGGCAUCUUCCGCGCCGUUGCCUCCUGCUCCCACCGCUCCCACCUGCGGCCCUUCCCCGCCCCGCUGGGAACCAUGCACGGCGACCACGUGUGUGCCUCUGUGCCUGUCAGCGCUGCUGCCAGCCAGCCUUGCUCGCUUCUGCUGCCGCCUGCUUCAGGAGCACCUUUCCACCCUCUACCCCUCGCUUGCAUCCCCCGCGCCUGCGCUCUCCACCUCCUCGCCCUCACCCGCGCCCACGAGGGCAUCUCUGCUGCGCGCGUGCCCCUGGCUGGUGCCCGCCCUGCGCCUGCUCGCUCUGCACCCCUUCCCGCUCGCAGUGAGCACCUCUCCACACUCUCCACCUCCCCCACCUCCCCCGCCUCACCCGCGCCCACGAGGGCGUGUCUGCUGCGCACGUGCCCCUGGCUGGUGCCCGCCCUGCGCCUGCUCGCCCUGCACCCCUUCCUGCUCGCGCCCUUCCUCCACCUCCUCCUGCCGACCGAGAAGCAAGAGCAGGGCGCAGGGGCAGGGGACGCAGGGGCAGGGGUGCAUGCAAGGGCGGGAGUGGUGUGCGUGGCAGUGCUGUGGGGCCCACUGGAGCUGCCGCUGCUGCUGCUGGGGGCGACAGAUAGGCAGCAACUCACAGCUGGCCUAGCAGGCUUGAAGGUGAGUGCAUGGGGAGAGGGAUAG
Molecule: messenger RNA, 4452 nt
Organism: Closterium sp. Naga37s-1
Lineage: Eukaryota; Viridiplantae; Streptophyta; Zygnematophyceae; Desmidiales; Closteriaceae
Source: the annotation of a GenBank genome assembly